This is a messenger RNA of Pochonia chlamydosporia 170, 1194 nucleotides long. RefSeq names its product small nucleolar ribonucleoprotein complex component (Utp5). Gene Ontology annotation, cellular component: nucleolus. NCBI's taxonomy places the organism in Eukaryota, Fungi, Ascomycota, Sordariomycetes, Hypocreales, Clavicipitaceae. Gene Ontology annotation, biological process: maturation of SSU-rRNA from tricistronic rRNA transcript (SSU-rRNA, 5.8S rRNA, LSU-rRNA). The record is from RefSeq and is a predicted model, not a curated record. The coding region runs from base 1 to 1194 and encodes 397 amino acids. The transcript has a single exon.
AUGUCGACGAAGCGAAAAGUGCCAGCCAAGCUGGCUGCGCCGGUUGUAAAAUCGGCCGCAAAACUCCCCACAAAGAACACCAUUGACGAAUCUCGGACAUCCGUCGCCGCACCUGACGUCGUCCAAGGCUCGCAGGUUGAAACCAUUGAAAUCUCCUCUGAUUCCGCCAGCGACGAGGAGUUUACCGACGAAGAAGACGCCGCCGCGGUAGAACAGACCAAUGGCGAUAAACCGCCGCUCAAGGCACCCGUCGUGACCAAAUUAAACGGCAAGCCUAAAAAUGACGAUGCGGAAGCAGAAGAGUCUGACGAGGAAGGAACAUCACCAUCAUUCGGCGAGCUCUUACGAGGAAACGACGCCAUCGAUGUUCCAGCCCUCCUUCAGCAAUCCAUGUCAGGAACCGUGACGACACAACCCGCCCGAACGGCCAUUGUGCCACCCUCUCACCAAUCUCUCACCACUGUCUUGACACAGGCUCUAAAAACGGACGACACCGAACUCCUCGAAUCAUGCUUGCACACCCCAGAUGUCACCACCGUCCGAAAUACCAUCGAAACAAUAGACAGCUCCCUCGCCGGGAUUCUCCUCAACAAGCUCGCCGCCCGGUUAUAUCGCCGGCCCGGCCGCGCCGGAAAUCUCAUGGCCUGGGUGCAAUGGACGCUCAUCGCACACGGCGGCGCACUGGCAUCACAGCCCAAAGUCGUACACAGUCUGAAUAACCUGCAGAAGGUGCUGGCAGAGCGAGCCAAGGGGCUGAACAGUCUCCUCGCGCUCAAGGGUAAACUCGACAUGCUGGAACUGCAAAUGAGGCUACGGCGCAAGAUGCAACGACAAACUGGCCUCGUGGGGCCUGGCGACGACGCUGAGGAGGAUGACGAUGUUAUCUGGGUGGAGGGCGAGACGGACCCCAUUAGCAGGAAGGACCUCGCUAAUGGCGGUAGGUCAAGACGGGAUGAUGAUGAGGAUGAUGAUGUUCCCAUGAUUAAUGGGAUUGGAGAUUCGGAAGACGAGGAGGAGGAUUCGGAUGUGCAGGAGGAUGAUGAUAGUGAAGCGGCGGAGGAGUCGUUGGACGAAGAUGAAGUUGAUCACGAGGAUGUAGAUGAUUCAGCGGGCGAAGAGGAAGAAAGUGAUGCUGAGGCAGCGCCGCCUUCAAAAAUGCAGAAAGUAGGCAAGUCGUUUUCAAAGAGGAAAUGA